AUGUACCCCAAGGGAACGCCAUGUCCGUGCGCAAAAUCACUUGAUGUGCCAAAGAUCAGGGAAGAUGCAGAAUUGACAAGGGUCGGGGCAACCAUCGACAUCUUCCGAUAUCACACCCGUUCGGGGGCUGCAGGCUCAGAGUCCCACAGCCAACGAACGAACAGGUUUGGUCUGGACCCAGAAACGUGGGUGACCUUUUCGUCGGAGGUGUCUUGCUCAUUUCUCAUCUGGCCCUGGCCUCUGUCAAUCUCAGUCAGUACACAUACACACCUCUCGUAUUGCUUGGAUGAGAGUUCCCGAAGCUGGGGAGCCUAG
Messenger RNA from Colletotrichum higginsianum IMI 349063, 315 nucleotides. RefSeq lists its product as uncharacterized. The transcript is spliced from 2 exons. Lineage: Eukaryota; Fungi; Ascomycota; Sordariomycetes; Glomerellales; Glomerellaceae. The record is from RefSeq and is a predicted model, not a curated record. Bases 1 to 315 code for a protein of 104 amino acids.